Messenger RNA from Seriola dumerili (greater amberjack), 5390 nucleotides. Its product is annotated as microtubule-associated serine/threonine-protein kinase 1-like. Gene Ontology annotation, biological process: intracellular signal transduction; peptidyl-serine phosphorylation. The transcript has 27 exons. Gene Ontology annotation, molecular function: ATP binding; protein serine/threonine kinase activity; protein binding. Bases 1 to 5121 code for a protein of 1706 amino acids. The record is from RefSeq and is a predicted model, not a curated record. Lineage: Eukaryota; Metazoa; Chordata; Actinopteri; Carangiformes; Carangidae.
AUGCCUGAACUAGAAAGAGCCCCGCAGAGGGACAUCAGACAGACAUCGGACGGCCGUGUGGCCUGCGACUGGCUCCUGAUCCCGAGCACUCAGACAAGCAACAGGAAGAGUCUGAUCCUGACCACCACCUCGCCCACGCUGCCUCGCCCACACUCCCCUCUGCCCCUCCCUGGACACCUCGGAAGCAGCCCUCUGGACAGCCCGCGAAACUUCUCUCCCAGCAACCCGGCACAUUUCUCGUUCGCCUCCUCCAGAAGAGCCGACGGACGGCGAUGGUCUUUGGCAUCUUUGCCCUCCUCUGGAUAUGGCACUAACACUCCCAGCUCAACGUCCUCCAGCUCCUCGCAGGAACGGCUGCACCAGCUGCCCUUCCAGCCCACCAUGGACGAGCUCCACUUCUUAUCCAAGCACUUUGGCAGCACCGAGAGCAUCACAGACGACGAUGGGGGCCGCUCCUCUCCUCACAUGCGCCUGCGCUCCCGUAGUCUCAGCCCCGGACGCUCCUCCUCCUGCUAUGAUAAUGAGAUAGUCAUGAUGAACCAUGUGUAUAAAGAGCGCUUUCCAAAGGCCACGGCGCAGAUGGAAGGGAGGCUGGCCGAGUUCAUCCAGGCUUUCUCUCCGGAAAAUGUUCUUCCACUAGCUGAUGGAGUCCUCAGCUUCAUCCAUCACCAGAUAGCUGAGCUGUCCAGAGACUGCCUGGCCAAAGCCCGCGAGGGUCUCAUCACCUCUGUCUACUUCUUUGAGCUGCAGCAGAAUCUGGACAAGCUGCUUAAUGACGCCUUUGAGCGUUCGGAGAGCAAUGAGAUGGCCUUCGUCACAGAGUUGGUGAAGAAGCUCCUCAUCAUCAUCUCUCGGCCUGCCAGGCUUCUGGAGUGUCUGGAGUUUAACCCCGAGGAGUUUUACCAUCUGCUGGAGGCGGCAGAGGACCACGCCAAGGAGGGCCAUCUGAUGAAGACCGACAUUCCUCGUUACAUCAUCAGCCAGCUGGGACUGACCAGAGACCCUAUUGAAGAGAUGGUAAACCUCGACAGUUACGACAGCGAGGGGCCGCUGACGCCUGAAACCGAUGACUCGACAGAGGGGAAGAUCAGAGCAAUGAAACCACCGGGAGAAGCAGACUUCCAGACCAUCAAGCUCAUCAGUAAUGGAGCGUACGGCGCCGUGUACCUGGUGCGUCAUCUCGAGACACGGCAGCGAUUUGCCAUGAAGAAGAUCAACAAGCAAAACCUGAUCCUGAGGAACCAAAUCCAGCAGGCCUUUGUGGAAAGAGACAUCCUCACGUUCGCAGAGAACCCUUUUGUCGUCUCCAUGUUCUGCUCCUUCGAAACCCGCCGGCACCUCUGCAUGGUCAUGGAGUACGUAGAAGGUGGAGACUGUGCCACUCUGCUGAAGAACAUCGGGGCUCUGCCUGUGGAGAUGGCACGCAUGUACUUCGCAGAGACGGUGCUGGCGCUGGAGUACUUACACAACUAUGGCAUUGUACACCGUGACCUCAAGCCUGACAACCUCUUGAUUACCUCAAUGGGUCACAUCAAGCUGACAGACUUCGGUCUGUCAAAGAUGGGUCUGAUGAGUCUCACCACCAACUUAUAUGAGGGACACAUAGAGAAGGAUACUCGGGAGUUCCUGGAUAAACAGGUGUGUGGAACCCCAGAGUACAUCGCCCCUGAGGUUAUUCUUCGUCAAGGUUAUGGGAAGCCAGUGGACUGGUGGGCUAUGGGCAUCAUCCUGUACGAGUUCCUGGUGGGCUGCGUGCCUUUCUUUGGAGACACUCCGGAGGAGCUGUUUGGACAGGUCAUCACAGAUGACAUAGUGUGGCCAGAGGGGGACGAGGCUCUCCCCGUUGACGCCCAGCACCUGAUCUCCUCCCUCCUGCAGACAAAUCCAAUGGUUCGACUGGGCACAGGUGGUGCUUUUGAAGUGAAGCAACACUCAUUCUUCACCGAGGUGGACUGGAACAGCCUGCUGAGACAGAAGGCAGAGUUCAUCCCUCACCUAGAGUCAGAGGAAGACACCAGUUAUUUUGACACUCGCUCCGAGCGCUACCAUCAUGUGCAUUCAUAUGAUGAAGAUGAUACCAACGAUGAUGAGCCUGUGGAGAUUCAUCGCUUCUCAUCCUGCUCCCCUCGCUUCAGCAAGGUGUACAGCAGUAUGGAGCAUCUGUCCCAGCUGGAGCAUAAACCCCACGGUGUGACUCUACGGGAGCACAAGGUCCCCAGGGAGGAUCGAAUGGCCAAAAGAGAAAGCCUGGGGAGUGUCACCCUCAGGGACAAGAGCUGGAGGACUGGAUCUCCUGAGAUGAAGCGCUUGUCCUGCUCCGAGUCCUCCUUCACUGAGAGUGAGUCCAGCCCACCGUCGGGGGCCCGAAGACGCUUCUCCGCCCUCAUGGAUACACACCGCUUGGCCUCCCCUCUGGAAGUCGACUCUGAGCUCCCUGUAUCCAGCAGGCAGCCUCCAAUGAAGGCAAGGGGAACGUCCCUGGAAGGAGCCAUGGGUGCAGUCCCCUCUCAGGGCGACCUGAGAACAUACCUGAAGGACAGCAACGGGCUCACGGCGGGAGAAAAGCUUCUGAGACCUGCGGACGCAUCGUUGCCUUUACCUGGCAGUGCUGCAGUUCUGGGGCUUCCAGAGGCGCCGGCGCCCCGCGGGGCCGCCACUGACCUGGUGCUGCGGAGAGUUCGCCACCAGCAGCUGUCAGCCGAAGGAGAAAAACGUAGCUCACGACCAGGAACCAAAGUUAUCAAAUCUGCUUCUGCGACGGCUCUGUCCGUCAUCAUCCCUGCAGUGGAGCAACAUGGCGCCUCCCCUCUGGCGAGCCCCAUGUCUCCUCGCUCCCUCUCGUCCAACCCCUCCUCCCGCGACUCUUCUCCCAGCAGAGACUACUCUCCGAUGGUCAACGUCCUGCAUUCCCCGAUCACCAUCCAUCGCUCCGGGAAGAAGUACGGCUUCACCCUGCGAGCCAUCAGAGUCUACAUGGGAGACAGCGAUGUCUACAGCGUGCAUCACAUGGUCUGGCAUGUGGAGGACGGAGGCCCCGCCCAGGAAGCUGGACUCAGGGCCGGGGACCUGAUCACUCACGUAAAUGGGGAGUCAGUCCACGGUCUGGUCCACACAGAGGUGGUGGAGCUCAUCCUGAAGAGUGGAAACAAGGUGACAGUUACAACUACUCCCUUUGAGAACACUUCUAUAAAAGUGGGUCCCGCCCGCAAGUCCAGCUAUAAAUCCAAGAUGGCGCGACGCAGCAAGAGGACAGGGGCCAAGGAGGGGCAGGAUAAGAAGCGCAGCUCCCUGUUCAGAAAAAUCACCAAGCAGUCCAACCUGCUCCACACCAGCCGAAGCCUCUCCUCUUUAAAUCGCUCGCUGUCGUCUGGGGACAGUCUCCCGGGCUCGCCCACCCACAGCCUCUCCGCCCGCUCGCCCACUCAGACUUACCGCUCCACCCUUGAAUCCCCUUACCUGGGCACCUCCUCCCAGAGCAGCUCCCCGGCAUCCAGCACCCCGAACUCCCCGGCAGCCUCUCACCACAUGAGGCCCAGCUCCCUGCACGGCCUCUCUCCCAAACUCCACCGCCAGUACCGCUCUGCACGCUGCAAGUCUGCCGGCAACAUCCCUCUGUCCCCUCUGGCUCACACUCCCUCCCCGACCACCUCCUCUCCUCCGCCUCUCACCGGCCACACGGUAGGAAGCUCCAACACCACGCAGAUGUUUCCCGCCAAGCUGCACUCCUCGCCUCCUGUUUCCCGCCCUCGUCCCAAGAGCGCGGAGCCGCCCAGGUCCCCCCUGCUGCAGCGGGUGCAGUCGGCGGAGAAGCUAGGAGCGCCGAUUCUGCCUUCCUCCUCUUCUUCGUCAUCCUCACCUUCUCCUCUGACAGGCGGGGUGUCGUUGCGCAAGCAUAGCCUGGAGGUGACGCAUGGGGACUACAGGAGAGAGUCUUUCCACUGUGAGCACAGUCUACAGAGUCUGUUGGAGAUGGAGGGAGAGAACGGACCUGCCCCUCCAUCUCCUUCAUCAUCUUCCUCCCCUUCUCCUCCCAUGGGAGGGGACAUUGGAGGCCUGAAGCCAGUGAGGAGGCUGGGAAGGCAGGAGUCGCCGCUCAGCCGUGACACACUGCUCACAUCAAGAGAGAAAGAUACGCAAACCACCGCACCUGAGGCGCAAACUGAGAGUGUAGCUACUAAAGCUGCGUCCAAGACCAGCGCUGUUGACACGAGUAAAACAUUAUCCACUGCUGAGGUCCUAAAGAGUAACGUGAGUGCAGCCGCAGUGGAGACCAAGACUCGUCCAGCGCCGGUCUCAUCCACUACACAGACCAAGCCGAGCCCCGGGGACAAACUUCCAAAUGGAGGUGCUUCAAGUUCUGAGGCAACGGCGUCCAAGAGUAAACUCAGCGAGAAAAUCUCAGCUCCGGGACCAUCGAAGGGCGUCCAACAACAAGAGAGUAAGCAGCAGAGCGCACAGACGGUCAGUGGCGCUGCAACCGGAGCUCCGGAGAAGACUGAGGAGAAAGUCAAAGGCGCUGCAGCUGCAGACAAAGGUUACGUGCAGAAAGCUUCAUCUUCAGAGCAGUCCAAGCAACGAAAAGGCACGGAGACGGGAGAGAGAGGAGGCGUCAGUGGCACCGAUAAAGCAGCUGAGACGACCAAGGUCAAAGGUCCUGCACCCCCUGUUCCAACCCAGGCUCAGACCCACACCGCAGCUCAUGCGCCAGCUGCUGCCAGAUCCAAAGCGGAGAAGGUGUCAAGCAGUUACCGUGGGGCCAAAGAGGAGAGGGCACACUUGGAAGUCCUGGAGGAGAACCCCAUGUCACCCUCCUCUAAUGCGGCCUCGCCCUGCUCAAGCAAGUCUCGCCCCAUGUCUCCGGGGGAUAAAGCCAGCUUCGUCACCCAGCUCACGAGCGUGGCCAAAACAGUGCUCGGGCCGAUAAAGGGAGCGUCACAACAGGAGGGAGCCAAGGCCAAAGACACCACCAAGUCGAGCGAGGAGAAGCGAGGAAGCGCAGCAGGAAAAGCAGAGGCUUCGUUCGUGGGCGGACGUCGGGGGGCUCAGACGGCAACCUCAGCCGGCGCCGGCACAGUCCCGUCUGAUAAAGGAACCGGUCGGAGCUCGAAGCAUCAUUCGUGAUGAGAGAGCUCCAGAAAGAGUCAGACUCUCCCAUGUAAUGCCUUUUACUGUAGCGUCGCACUGACAUAUCAUGAAUUAACAUGACUUUGAAUGAAAGGGAGACAUAAAUAAAUGCCUGAAGAAAUAACACCAAAUAGAUGACAUGUGACAUGUAGACACAUAAGAUGUGAACAAAGAUGCAUCAGCUUCUGUUGGAAGACGUGUGCACAUGGUAUCAUAAUGUAGGCCUGUGUAUGUGCUGUACGUUCAUCACGAUGUGUUGUACAUAG